Molecule: messenger RNA, 1115 nt
Organism: Paraphaeosphaeria sporulosa
Lineage: Eukaryota; Fungi; Ascomycota; Dothideomycetes; Pleosporales; Didymosphaeriaceae
Product: HAD-like protein
Exons: 2
Coding region: 180-929 (249 amino acids)
Source: RefSeq, a predicted model, not a curated record
CUGCGCUCUCACCUUUAUUUAUUUACGUCGGCGGGCCCAACAAAUACCCCUCCUUCCCACACCUCUCCAACUCCCCAACCUGCCAUCGUCGUCCGCCCUCAAUUGCACCCUUUGCGACCCGCCCAAUCUCGUCCGCCCUGGCACCACCGAUCAACACCAGAGAUCAACACACCGCAACCAUGGGAAAGGCCAAGUACAUCCUGCUCGACUGCGACAACACGCUCUGCCAGUCCGAGCACCUGGCCUUUGAGGCCUGCGCCGACCUCACCAACAAGGUGCUUGAGAAGCAUGGCAUCACCGACAAGCGCUACACGGCCGAGAGCCUCCUCGAGGACUUUGUCGGCUACAACUUCCGCCGCAUGCUGCUUGCCCUGCAGCCCAAGCACAACUUCAAGAUGUCCGACGAGGAGCUCGAGGAGUUUGUCGAGGCCGAGCUCGGCGCCGUGACCAAGAAGCUCAGCGAGAAGGCUGUCGAGUGCCCUGGCGUGACUGAGCAGCUCGAGUGGCUCAAGAAGGAGGGCUACCCCAUGUCCGUCGUCAGCACGUCGGCCAAGAGCCGUGUUGUCGCCUCUCUCAAGAAGACUAACCUGGAGCGCUUCUUCACCGACGAGCACGUCUACUCGGCCGCCACCUCACUCAACCCCCCUAGCUCUAAGCCCGACCCCGCCAUCUACCACUACGCCUGCAAGGAGCUCGGCGUCAAGGAGAGCGAGGCCAUCACCGUCGAGGACAGCAAGAGCGGUGCCACGGCCGCCAUGCGCGCUGGCAUCCCUUGCAUCGGCUACGUCGGCAUCUAUGGCAUUGAGGAGGGCAAGGAGAAGAUGGAGCAGAUGGCCAAGCUUCUCACCGAGGAGACCAAGUGCGUGGCCAUCAUGUACGACUGGAAAGAGUUCCCCGAGGCGCUCAAGAAGGUCGAGGCCAAGUUGUAAGCCUUUGCUUGCACUGCGAGGGGGACUGCGUGGUCGACUGGAAGGUCUUCAAAGGCAGAAACUCAUUUGAUUACACCUGAUAGCGCAUCAUACAUGGAUAACGAGAAACACGGCUCACGACUGAAAAUACCAUAGGUAGACAAAGGAUCUGCAUUAGAUCUGCUCCAUAAUGUCAGCAUUCUGGAU